Molecule: messenger RNA, 1188 nt
Organism: Etheostoma spectabile (orangethroat darter)
Lineage: Eukaryota; Metazoa; Chordata; Actinopteri; Perciformes; Percidae
Gene: cbln18
Product: cerebellin 18
Exons: 7
Coding region: 107-859 (250 amino acids)
Biological process (GO): maintenance of synapse structure
Cellular component (GO): synapse
Molecular function (GO): protein binding
Source: RefSeq, a predicted model, not a curated record
AGAAGCUCAAACCAUCCGCUGCUUAAAACUCUUGCUCUCAGUCAACAAACUCACAAGAAUUUGACAUACAUACUUUCAGACCAAGGAGAGGGAGGAAAAAAAAACAAUGGUUGUAUUACCACUUUUGUUCCUGCUGGGGUCGUUGUUUCACUGUGGUCAUGUGGAGGCCCAGUCCACCAGCGCCAGUGAAUUACUGAAACAAGCUGCACUCCAAUGGAACGGACCUGUGACCUGUGACAAAUGGGACUGCGAUUGUGCCUUCAAAGAGCGUGGCUGCUGCUGUGUAGCCAAAGACAUGUUUCAGUUAGAAGAGGACACCUUCAUGAGGAUGAAAUAUUUGUGGCAGGGUAUCGGCACACUGAACCACAGAGUACAGGACCUCACAGAUGGCGUCCGUGUUGCCUUCAAAGCCACCAUGAAUCCAAAUUAUACCACGCCUGGAUCUACUGAAUAUUGCUUUGGUCCUUUCAAUAUUAAUGUGCCAAUCCCCUACUCUGUCGUCACUCUUAACCAUGACAAUGCAUAUAACCCUUCCUUGGGUAUCUUCACUGCCCGUUCUGCUGGUGUUUAUGUCUUUUCCUUCACAGUCUACUCUUAUGUGACAGAGUAUGGGCGCCUCUACCAUAAAGUCCAGCUGAUGAAAAAUGGGAACGUCAUUGCCAGCGUGUGGGAGGACAAUCGAGAAGAUAGUGAAGACAAUGCCAAUCAGGUGGUGGUACUGGAGCUGCAGAGAGGUGAUCAGGUCUACGUUGAGCUGGCAUCCGGAAGGAAGCUCUGCAAAUACUUGGAGUAUAAUAUUUUUACUGGUUACAUACUGUACCCCCAACCUUCCCCCUACUCUAUUGACUUUGGCUUCUAAACUUUUAGACUCCACAGGACCAUAAAUAAAUCCAUUUAUCUUAUCCUCACCAAUUCAUUAAAACAAACUACUGUAUUUCAGCACCACCAGAAGUAGGCUUUUGACCCGUCAUGAGACAAGCCCCAUAGUUUAACCCCUGCAGUGGAAAGAUACUGUUGUACUGUACACACAUAUACACUGGUGGUUGUGUAUGCAGGAAUUUAUGAUCCAACUCAAAGUUGCGCAUACCUACAUUUUUGCAUAGCAAUAAAAACAGCAAGUAUAAUGUUUGAAAAUAUUUGCAUCAUUAAAAAAUAUAUGAGCAAAUAUUUGAGCAUGCAUGUGAAUAA